This is a messenger RNA of Soboliphyme baturini, 612 nucleotides long. NCBI's taxonomy places the organism in Eukaryota, Metazoa, Nematoda, Enoplea, Dioctophymatida, Soboliphymatidae. The record is from the annotation of a GenBank genome assembly.
GGCGACUUUUCGGACCCAGUCACUUCAGCCACGUUGGGCAUCGUACAGGUGUUUUGGGGUCUGGACAAAAAGUUGGCCCAGAGGAAACAUUUUCCGUCAGUAAACUGGCUCAUGUCCUACAGCAAAUACUUGCGGGCGUUGGACGACUAUUAUGAAAAAAAUUUCCCUGACUUCGUUCCGCUAAGGACCAAGGUAAAAGAAAUUCUGCAAGAAGAGGAGGAUCUGUCAGAAAUCGUACAAUUGGUCGGCAAGGCGUCGUUGGCGGAGACUGACAAAAUCACGCUCGAAGUUGCGAAGCUAAUCAAAGACGACUUCUUGCAGCAGAACGGCUACACACCAUACGAUCGGUUUUGCCCGUUCUACAAAACCGUUGGAAUGAUGAAAAACAUGAUUGCUUUUUAUGAUAUGGCAAAGCAGGCCGUUGAGUCGACAUCACAGAGCGACAACAAAAUCACCUGGGCUAUCAUCCGAGAUCACAUGGGUGACAUCCUUUACCAGUUGUCAAGCAUGAAAUUUAAGGAUCCGACAAAGCUCGGUGAGCAGCAGAUCAAGAAAGAGUUUGAAGAACUGCUCGAGCAGAUUCAGCAGGGCUUCCGGAACCUGGAGGAUUGA